Molecule: messenger RNA, 1252 nt
Organism: Pelmatolapia mariae (spotted tilapia)
Lineage: Eukaryota; Metazoa; Chordata; Actinopteri; Cichliformes; Cichlidae
Gene: ten1
Product: TEN1 subunit of CST complex
Exons: 3
Coding region: 74-466 (130 amino acids)
Biological process (GO): negative regulation of telomere maintenance via telomerase
Cellular component (GO): CST complex
Molecular function (GO): telomeric repeat DNA binding; single-stranded DNA binding; telomerase inhibitor activity
Source: RefSeq, a predicted model, not a curated record
AGUACCAAGUCGUCUUCAGUUAAACGACUCUUUUAAAUUUUAAUCAUACAAACUAUUUUUUUAAGAAUUCAGGAUGCUGCCCUCGGCUGCAGUUUUUCAUUUCCCCUGGGAAAUAAUCUCUGGAAGCGUGGAGGAAGGACAAUCAGUCAGAACAUUUGGCAGACUUGUAUGCUAUCAGCCUGAGGAGUCCAGGGCUACGCUGUCAGCACAGCAUGCUUCUAAAGAGCACCAUGUGGUUGUCCACACCUUGUUUGUGGAGCCCUUCAACCCCAUAAUUGGAGCCCAGUACAUCGUGCUGGGUGAGAUAGAAAAUGAUGAGGGAGUCGGUGCAAUGGUCCGUGCCCGUGUGCUGAACUGUGUUGACGGUGUAAACAUUGCCCUUCUGGAGAAAGCCAUCACUGAACAAAGAAACUUCUUCACAGAGAGGGAGCGCAAACUGGGUGCACAACCUGCAGAUGCAACAUGAUCAGGGACUUUAUUCAUGUGGUUUCUCAAGGUGAUCUUUGGUCAUCAGAGCUGAAGUGAUGCCCCUUGCUGUGCUGUCUCAACAGUGAACUUAAAAACUGUCUAAAUUUGCGUAAAAGACACAGGUUCACUUCUGAGAGUUUACGUGACUGUCCUGUGAUCUGGGAUUUUUCUGCACUUUAUCAAGGGAUUGCUUUUAAACAGCUAAAGCCCCACAUUAGUGGGGCAUUAUUAGAUUUUCUUGUAGGGUCAUUAAAGAGUUACAAACAGAUGGUUUGGGUUUAUGGCUCAUAAAUAUGUCACAUUUUUAGUUUUGUCUGCGAUUCUGAAGACUCCAGGUGAUGAUUCGGCAUGGACACAGCUUUAAAGAUAUGAGCAAAUAUCUGUAUGCAUGUAAUAUGAUAAAACUUCACUAUAUGUCCAAACAUACUGGGCCAUCAGGAGCAGCUUGGCCAUGGAAACAUCAGUGCCAGAAGAGGUUAGGAUUCUGCAGCUGUUAAGCCAGCAGAGUUUUGGUGAAUAUUAUGCAUUGCACCUCAACGCUUGGUGCUCCCUUUCUGUAACUGUGCGUUGUCUGCUACUUUGAGACUGAAUUGUGUCCUAAAAACUUCGCAAACUUAAUAUUGGGGAAUCUCAUCUGACUGUUAAAGUUUAGGUUAGGUUCAUGUUGUCUGUCCCAUUAAUUUUAUCAGCCAAGUGUGUCCUUAGCGGCAGUUAAUGUUAAGAAAUGAUCAGAUGUAGAAAUUUUUGUAGAAACUGAAAUAAAGUCAUCAGUGGCUUCCUUUUA